Molecule: messenger RNA, 902 nt
Organism: Sipha flava (yellow sugarcane aphid)
Lineage: Eukaryota; Metazoa; Arthropoda; Insecta; Hemiptera; Aphididae
Exons: 2
Coding region: 215-901 (228 amino acids)
Biological process (GO): tRNA wobble uridine modification
Cellular component (GO): elongator holoenzyme complex
Source: RefSeq, a predicted model, not a curated record
CCAGGUGUUAUUUUCUAAAAUUGUAUACACUAUACUAAUAAGUUAUAACAUUCGUACUGCUCUACCUUAUCGCAGUAUAACUUUAAUAAAAACACAAUAUCUUUAUCGUCUUGUGAUUUUGAACAAGCUGCUAUUAAAGCGAUUCAAAAUUAUUUUCCUCAAUCUCAAAUCUACGGUUGUCUUAGACAGUAUUUCGACGAUCAUUGCCUACACGAUGUCAAACGUGAAUGUUUUGGAAGAGCUGAAAUUGGUGCUCAAACCCGACUUGCCGGAACGACGGAUGGUAUGCGCCGAAGAAACGGACACUAGCAAAGCCGACAUAAUCUUGUCGUUUUACAUGUGGUACGUGUUCAACAAGACAGACAGUCCCGUGUGCAUGGUUGGAAUUAGAGACACGUACGGUCAUUACCAGAAUGUGGGCCUUAAGUUCCAUUACAACCUACUGUUGAUGACAAACAAAAAGAGGUUCACAUUUAUCGAGUCUGUAAUGACGGUUGGUCGUUUAGUCGAAUGCGCUCAAAAUCUGUUAGAACAACACCCGGUCGGUAAUGUGUAUAUGAUUGUGGACGAUAUUAGCGCGCUGUUAUUUUUGGGUGAAAAGCUAGAAGAAAUAAUUGGUUUUCUCAUGUUUACAAAACGCCAUCAACGUUUAUACCUAGUAUUUGGGUGUUGGAAACACAAAUUUGAUGAAACGGCCAAAAGGCUAACAUCAGCAGCAUCACAUUUGGCUGAUAUAAGAGUAUCAUUAGCACCAUUAGUCACAGGAUUUUCCAAUUCGGCAACGGGCACAAUGAGGAUCACUUCAAACGAAUCAAUUUAUCAAAUAGAAGAUGUAUCUUACUUGUAUAAAUUAUUUGAUAAUGGUCUUACACUAUCAUUAAAUUCAAAAACAGUCAGAUGAC